This is a messenger RNA of Cydia strobilella, 3295 nucleotides long. RefSeq names its product rab3 GTPase-activating protein catalytic subunit (gene Rab3GAP1). The transcript has 4 exons. The record is from RefSeq and is a predicted model, not a curated record. Gene Ontology annotation, biological process: positive regulation of GTPase activity. Bases 97 to 2544 code for a protein of 815 amino acids. NCBI's taxonomy places the organism in Eukaryota, Metazoa, Arthropoda, Insecta, Lepidoptera, Tortricidae. Gene Ontology annotation, molecular function: GTPase activator activity.
GAGAUUGGUCGAUUUGCUUUGCUUUUCGUUGUUUUCGUUUCGAUAAACAAACAGCUGUUUUGUGGAAAUAUAACAUAAUCUUUGCCUUAUAGCAAUAUGAAUGAAGAAAUUGAUGAAUUUGAAAUUUACCAUCAAGAUUUCACAACUGCUUCAGAGUGGGAAGUGUUUAUUGCACGAAUAGAAGAGAUACUAUUCGAGUGGUCACUCGCCAAAUCAAAAAUCUGCCUAAAUUCAGAAUGUCAGAGUACAAAAUGGGUCAGUAAACGCGAAGAUAUCAAGUUCCAUGGUCUGAAUUUCAAACUUUCAUAUCACACGCUAGAUUUUACUGAAAGUAAAACUGAUGACAAUGAUAACAAGUCUUUGUUAGAAGAUUUACAAAAUGGUAUUUGGGCAUCAACUGCAAACUUCAUCGAUGAAGUGGACGGUGGCAGUCCUUUCCCCGUUUCUACAUGGUUCGGGCUAAAACGUUACGUGAUGCUGUGUCCAAGUGAACCCCUUGUUGAUGGUAGCCUUAUAAAAUUAGUAAUGAGUUCAGCAAACAUUGCCUUUGCCAAUGUGGAUUGUGGAGCGCCUUUCUUCAUUAAAGUUAGAGAACAUUGGCAACAGUGUUAUUUGGGCUUCUAUGAGGACAGCGAACAUAAGACCAGUUUUGAUACAAUCCACCUGAAGCGCAUCUCUAAUCAGUGUUCUCACCUUAGUGGCCUUGUUAGUUUGUUUAAAUCAAAGAUUUCUUCGCCAGUUGCCCUCGGCGCUGUUAUAGUAUCAGCUAAAUUUUCUUAUGAAUUGAAGGAUGUGGAUGCAUUUGCCUGGACUCGCACCACACAUUCAAAUGAGUUCCUAUCUGUUGAUGGCUUUGAUGUUAAGAAGUUAAUAGAACUGCCUUUUGGUUCGGAAAAAAAUCCUAUCUAUAGUGCGCUGUUAAAUGCUAUCUGGCCAAAGUUCCUAGAGAGCUCUAUUGUUGACUGUUCCACAUUUUCUGACAUAGACCCUAUAAUGGCUCCCACAUGGACUAUUAGUUUGAAGUUGAGAGACAAUCUAACAUGCCAGUUGUCUGAAACAAUUAUUAAGAUGAUGAACUUACUGGAUAAAAAUAAUCUUUUAAUGGAUACUCUGGGUCUGAGUCGGAGUUUGGGGCUAGUGAAUCCUCUGCACAAGAUCACGGAGGCUCCCAUCACAAUAUCAAAGCUUGUAAAAGCAGCAAUAGGCCAAAGCACCAAUAUACAUGAGUUCAAAGGGCCCAUAGCAGAUGACUUGCUCAUGUCACUGCUGUAUUAUAUAUUUCCUGAUGCAGUGGAGGAUGACACAUUUAACUACACAGAAAAAUUAGAAAUAGAAAUUAAGGGUGAUGGUGGUGAGUCUAAGUUACUCGGGUACUUAAAGACCUCGCCCCGUAAUGGGCUUGUAUGGCGGUUGUCAGUGGCUGCGGCGCGCCUCCUGGACGCCGGCGGCCUCCCUUACCUCGCGCACCUGUGGUACGAGUUCACCCAGGAACUGCAGUACCGCUGGGAGCGUCGCAUUCUCGUUCCAGGAGUUGCCGAGGGGAUUCCGAACGCGAGAACAUGUUUGCUUCAUCAAAAGCUACAGUUGUUGAACUGCUGCAUCCAGCGCUCGCAAGAGUCAGGCGGGGCGCCCGGCAACUCCUCCGAGGACGAGUUCUACGACUGUUCGGAGGGCGAGGGCGCCGAAUCCCAGUUACCUUGGGACCGUCCAGUCGGCAGACUCAAGCGCCUUGAAGACGCCACCCUUAAGAAUGGAGCACCUCUCUAUAUUCCUCGCACACAGGACCCGGCUCCGAAGACAGAAGACCAGCUGGAGGAAGAUGCCGAGCUGAUGGUGCGACUCGGCGAUGACGCGCGCGCCUCCGAGCUGCGGGCGCGUAUGAUGAGCGCCUCACUGCUCUCCGACAUGGAGGCCUUCAAGGCAGCCAAUCCCGGCUCCGAGCUCUGCGACUUCGUGCACUGGUACUCGCCGCGCGACUGGCGGCCCGACAGCGGCGGCGCGCUCGGCGACCGCAUGCUGCUGCCCGGCAACCCCUGGGUGGAAGCCUGGGAAGUCGCGCGUCCGGUCCCCGCCGCGCGCCAGCGUCGCCUCUUCGACGAGACUCGCGAGGCGGAGCAGGUUCUUCACUUCCUGCGCUCGCGAACUGUCAGCGGUGCCGCUGAGCUUCUUUUACCGGCAAUUUUGCGAGCGGGUGCCGUCAAAGCCCAGGCGGAAGGGGUCACCGCGGUCAGCGCGGCGGUGGGCGGGGUCGAUCAGAGGCGGUCCUUCGAGAUAGCCGCGCGGGAACUUUACGAUGCGGAAAGGGAAGCGUGUCGGUCUAUCUGUGUCCGCACCGUGCUCGGAGACAGCGAGGAAGACCGGCCGCUCGACUCCGCGGGUAGGAGCCGGAUCAUCAACGCCGUGGGGGGCAGCCUGCCGGCGCCUGCGCGGCGCGAGUUCACGCUGCGCGUGCGGGACGACGUGGCGCCGCAGGUCAUGCGCGCUGCCCUCUCCACCGACAUGUUCGUCAUUGGCGCCUUCACAGAACGCAUAGUGUGCUUUUAGCGAUACAAAUAUUUAACCCCUUUAUGCCAUCAUGACACUGUGCGAGCGAAAACGUUCAUAUUUAUAUUAAGAUUAUUAACCGUUAUACUAAAUGUUACAAUGAACGAAGCAUUUGCCAGUAUAGAUCUAUCCAAUCAUCAUUGUCAAAAAUACUAGCGCAACGCUUGCAAGAAAGAAGAAUAACCUAAAUGCCGACUUAGUUCAGUCUUCCUCAAUUUCUGAUAGUGAUAGAUUUCGGUAGUUGUAGAAAGCUAGUACCUACAAUGUAACAGAAGUCAAAUUAGAAGACAGAUCGCCUUACCGCCUGCUCAGUUUUGUAGAUUGGUUAAACAAUACGAAUGUGUAAUCAUGCGCAAGUAGGAGUUACGUCGAUCUAUCUCGUAACAGGUAAAUAAUGUUAAGCGUAUCGGUGCAAUUAUAGUUGAAUAGAUAAUGUUGAAUUGUUCAUAGAAUUUAUUAAUAUAUUUAUAAGAACUUGUUUGUGAUGUUCUAAAUGUUUGCUUAAAUUUUACGGUAAUGCAUAUUAUACUUAUGCUAGUUGAUUUUAAGCCUAUGUGAUAUAUAGGUAAUGUUCCGCACUCGGACGCGAAGCUGGCUUAUCAAACUCUACGCCAGCAGUAUUUACUCUGGCUGCCUUCUUGUAACACCGAAUUUUUCUCAUAAUACUCUCGUGAAUAACUGAAUAUUUAUUUUGUUUCGAUGAUAUGUUUAUUCCAUAAAACGUGACUAUGUAAAUUUAUAUCGAUAACAA